Molecule: messenger RNA, 799 nt
Organism: Octopus bimaculoides (California two-spot octopus)
Lineage: Eukaryota; Metazoa; Mollusca; Cephalopoda; Octopoda; Octopodidae
Product: rab GTPase-binding effector protein 1
Biological process (GO): endocytosis
Cellular component (GO): intracellular membrane-bounded organelle
Molecular function (GO): metal ion binding; GTPase activator activity; growth factor activity
Source: RefSeq, a predicted model, not a curated record
AAUGACGAUCGGAAGCAGAGGGCGUGCACAUCGUUAAUGACGUAUCGAUGCCGUUCAAGGUAAAACGCGAAAAGUAAAGAAAUGGUCUCCGAGGAGAGGAAAUAACAUUCGAUCUAAACCAACACAAACACCAUUACAAGCACUCGCUGUGUGUGUGUGUGUGUCUCUCUCUCUCUCCUGAACGAUGACUGAUCUGAACGAAUUCGGUCCCCUCGAGUCGGCGGAGACGUCGCACAAAGAGGAACUGAGGGUUCUGCAUGAACGGCUUGCCUAUCUGGAACGAAGGGAGCGUGAACUGAUUCGGGAGAAAGAAGAACAAGAGAAAGAGUUUGGCUUAAAAAGAGCCAAACUGAAGGAGCUGUUUCUUCAGAAAGAAGAGGAACUGAAGCGAGAACGUGACACAACAGCUGAGGCCCUUGGCAAGAACAACUCUCUCUUGAUAGACUUGAAGAAGCUACAAAGUGAACUUGAAGAUCUGAAGGCUGCUGCGGCCGUUUCGGAAGAGAACAAACAGGAUGAAGUGGAAGACAUUCGGCGCCAGUGCCAGGAGGAGAUUGCCAGUUUGCAGAGUAUUAUGAAAGAAGCAGCAGAUGAAGCUUCAAGGAAGACAGCAGCUCAGUAUGAGAGCGUGUGGCAGAGAAUGAUGAAAAUGAAUGAGAAAUCAGAACAAGAACUUCAAGAUCUGAAAAUGCAGUUAAAUCAAGAAAGGGAAGGCUUUUUAGCUUCUGUGGCGAAGUCCCUGAAGCGAGUGAGUGGACACACUUUCAACAUGGCUGGCCUGAGAAUUGGUUGGGUCUAA